Molecule: messenger RNA, 4827 nt
Organism: Closterium sp. Yama58-4
Lineage: Eukaryota; Viridiplantae; Streptophyta; Zygnematophyceae; Desmidiales; Closteriaceae
Source: the annotation of a GenBank genome assembly
AUGGCCACCCCCUCUAUUCUCACCUUUGACGCUGAGGGCCGCCCGAUUAAGUUUGGGGUUUGGUUAGAUGACCUCCACCUGUUCCUCCAGAUCACUGCUAAGGACGAUGUCUCCCUGUAUGACCACACGUCAGGCGCCGCCCCCGCACCUCCCGCAACUGCUGACAGUACUGCUCGCUCCCAGUGGCAGACCCGUGAUGCUCACGCUCGCCUAGCCGUUCGCAGCCACCUGCCGUUAGAUGAGCGCGAGCACUUCGGCCAGCAUAAGACCGCUAAAGAGCUGUACGACGCCGUAGUCGCGCGCUACUCCUCCCCUGCCACUGCUGCUAUAGGCCGUCUCUCACUGCCCUACCUCUUUCCCGACCUGUCCGCCUUUGCCACUGUAGCUGACCUCAUCACCCACCUCCGUACCAGUGACCUCCGCUACCGUGCCGCGCUCCCCCCCGAUUUCCUCGCCAAGAACCCCCCCCCCCCCCCGAUGUACCUCACACUGUACCACCUUGUCACCCGCCUCCCUGACUCCCUUCGCACUGUCAGGGACCAGUUUCUCGCUCUCUCCCCCACUGACCUCACUGUCGACCUCCUCGAGAAGGAACUCCUAGCAGCUGAGAAGAGCAUUGUAGCUGUAGGUGCCUCUCGUGGUGACCCCUGCACCCCCUUCUUUGAGGGGUGCUCCCCCUCCCCCCUCCUCCCCUCCAUUGCAUCUGCUGCUGCUGUCGACUACCUCGGAGCUGAGGGAAUCGGAGCCGCGUCUACUCCUAGUGGGAGGCGCAAGGGCGGCAGGGGCAAGGGGGGCCGGGGUGGUGGAGGUGGAGGCGGGGGCGGCGGCGGUGGAGAGGGUGGGGGGGGCGGGGGUGGUGGCGGGAGUGGGAGUGGCGCGGUGGUGGGGGGGUCAGUGGCGGCACAGGGGGUGGUGGCGGCGGCGGCGGUGUUGCGGGAGGUGGGGGCGGUGGUGGCAGUGGUGUUGGCGGUGGAGCGGGUGGCGGGCGCGGUGGAACGGUGCAGCGUGGGGGAUUCGGCGGUGGCCAGAGGCAGCCGCAGCAGCGUCCUGGCGAGACUCCCUCGCCCCAGCAGCUCCCGCUGUUUCUUUCGCCUCGACGACGCCUGGCGCGAGCAGUUCCCUGACGCCUCUGAGCUGCCUCGCUGGGCUGAUCUGCUUAGGAAGGGGAUUGAUGUCUUUGCUCUUGAUUAUGAUGCUAUCCUUGCUGCCAUGUAUGCAUUGACUAUUAGUGCUGAGGGUGACUGUUACCUGAGUGUGCCGCCCGACCCAGGUAUUGGUACUGGUAAGGCUGCUGCGCUAGGUGCUCGUGCGUCUGCGUCUGCUGGUACUGGGUCUACUGCGGCACUGCACACUUUCACACUGGACUCAGGUGCUUCCCGCUGUUUCUUUCGUGACCGCACUGUCCUUGAGCCACUAGCUCGGCCUGUUGCUGUCUCCCUUGCUGACCCCUCUGGGGGCCCGGUCCUUGCGACCUCCUCCACUGUCCUCCCUUGUCCUGCGGCCCCGUCUGGCACUCUGUCGGGUCUCUACCUCCCCUCGUUCUCUACGAACUUGGUGGCGGGCUCUGCUCUCCAGGACGGGGGUGUUCACCAGUUCACCCCUGCCUAUGAGCGGGUGACCCACUGUACGUGUGCUCGGACGGGUCGCCACCUGGCUACCUUCACUCGGCAGCCGGGGUCCGACCUGUACACACUGACCACUGAGUCCCCUCAGGUAGCUGCGUCUGCGUCUGCGUCAGGUCAGCUGUCGGCUCCCUGCUCGUGUCGCUCCCUGUCGCACCAGACCGUCCUCUGGCACCACCGCCUUGGUCACCCCUCCGUGCAGCGCCUUCGUGGCAUGCACUCCCGGUACCUUGUCUCUGGUCUUCCCAGGGUUCUACCUCCCCUCCCACCCUCGCCUGCUCCUCCCUGUCUUCCUUGUGUCGAGGGGCGGCAGCGCGCCACCCCUCACUCCUCCUCGUUCCCUCCCACAGAGGCUCCCCUGCAGACUCUUCACCUGGACGUGUGGGGCCCGGCCCGCGUCCGGGGACAGGGCCACGAGCGGUACUUCCUGCUGGUCGUCGACGACUACACGCGCUACACCACGGUCUUCCCCUUGCGCACCAAGGGUGAGGUCCCUGAUGUUUUGAUCCCUUGGAUCCGCGCCGCUCGUCUCCAGCUCCGCCAGCGGUUCCAGUCGGACUUUCCCGUCUUGCGUCUGCACUCUGACAGGGGUGGUGAGUUUUCCUCCGCCCUCCUGGCUGCCUACUGUGCGGAGCACGGCAUCCGCCAGACCUUCACGCUUCUGGACUCCCCACAGCAGAAUGGGGUUGCUGAGCGCCGCAUUGGUUUAGUCAUGGAGGUCGCUCGUACCUCCAUGAUCCAUGCGGCUGCCCCCCAUUUCCUGUGGCCGUUUGCAGUGCGGUACGCUGCGCAUCAGCUCAACCUUUGGCCCCGUGUCUCUGCUCCGGAGACCUCGCCCACACUGCGUUGGACGGGGGAGGUUGGCGAUGCGUCGGUGUUCCGUGUCUGGGGAUGCCGAGCCCUUGUUCGCGAUACGUCCGCGGACAAGCUCUCCUCCCGUGCCGUUCCCUGCGUCUUCCUUGGCUUUGUCCCCGACGCGCCUGGCUGGCAGUUUUACCACCCCACCUCGCGCCGUGUCUUUGCCUCUCAGGACGUCACCUUUGACGAGUCGGUACCCUUUUACCGUCUCUUCCCCUAUCGCACUGCCCCCCUCCCUCCCCCGCCGCUUUUCCUCGCUCCAGGUCCCCCUCCGCUAGACCCCCUUCCCCCUCAGGGUCCUGCUCCCUCAGGUGUCUCUCAGGUAGACCCUCCUCCCGUCGCUGAGCCUGUCGAGGUCACAGGUGACUCAGGUGCUGCUGCGGGUGGUACUGCUGGGGGUGCUGAGCCUGGGGGUGCUGAGCCUUGGGGUGCUGAGCCUGGGGGUGCGGAGACUGGGGGUGCUGACACUGGGGGUGCUGAGCCUUGGGGUACUGGGGCUGGGGGUGCUGAGCCUGGGGGUGCUGGCGCUGCUGGAGGUUCUGGAGCUGCUGGAGCUACCACUGGAGCUGGAGGUUCUGGCGCUGCGGGUUCUGAGUCUGCUGUUGCGCGGUCUCCUUGGAGUAGCCGCCUUCGUACGCGUGUGCCUCUCACCUCCCAGCAGCUGCGCGACUGGUACGGUCGCCGUCAGCGUCGCGCUCCUGUAGCUCGGGACUCUGCUCCUGGCGGUACUUCCACUGACGUCACUGGAGCUGAGAAAGGUGCUGGUUUGUUGUCUCCUGGGGGUGCCCACGUCGCUGGUCCCGGAGGUGCUCGUACCGCUGGUACUCGAGCUGCUGGGGCUGGUGGUGCUGUGUCUGAGGGUACUCCUACUGGGGACGAUGCGACUGGGGGUGCUGGUUCUGGAGGCGCUGCUGCUGGUGGAGACUGUCCUGGAGGAGUUGCCGCUGGGGGUGGUGGAGCUACUGGAGGUACGGGAGAUGCUGUAGGUGCUGGAGCUGCUGGUGCUGGUGACACUACCCAGUCUCGCCUGAUCUUCGCUCCGCCGUCUCCGUCGUCUCUGCCACCGCCUGACUCUGUCCUUCACCAGGUUCUUAGUCUUCCGUCUUCUACCGGUCUUCCCCUCCUGCCUGACUCACCGCUUCCUGCUCCUUCUCCUUACACUGAGCAGUCAGGGGGCCUUACUGAGCGUCGUGAGCCUGCGUCGCGUCCUGUCUCGCCAGUUCGCUCUGGUCACACCGUUCGUCGUGUUCCGCGUUCGGGGUCACCGACUAUCCCCGGCACGCACCUUGUCGUCCGUCGUCCUUCCUCUGUUCCACAGUCUGUUCCUCUGCCGUCCCCUCCUGCGUCGUCUUUGCCUCACGUUCCGGACCCUGAGUCUGACCGGUUUCGUGCUGAGCACCCUACUGUCACGCAUCUGCUAGCCACUGUUGUCACUGACCCCUCGUUUGAGUCUUCUGCUGCGUCUGCCUUGGUCGCUGAGCUUGUUGACUUUGCUGCUGCUUGUCGUCUAGACUUUGUUGCUGAGUCUGAGUCUGUCUGUCCUCCGUCCGUCGGGGGUGAGUGUGCUCUUGGCAUGGACGUCCUUGAGGACAGGCACAAGGACCUUGAGUGUCUUGCAGCCGCUGCGCCUCAUCUCGUGGCCAUGCUGCUUGCCCCUGAGGGAGACCCGGAUGCUAUAGACAUCCCUACCCCGCGAUCUUACGCUGAGGCGAUCGCGGGUCCCUACUCCUCUCAGUGGCAGGCAGCCAUGGACGCAGAGAUGGCAUCCUGGAAGUCCACUGGCACUUACGUUGAUGACGUUCCCCCUCCUGGGGCGAACAUCGUCAGUGGCAUGUGGAUUUUCAUGGUGAAGCGGCCGCCGGGUUCUCCGCCUGUCUUCAAGGCUCGUUACGUUGCCCGAGGCUUCAGUCAGCGAGAGGGGGUCGACUUCUUCCAGACCUUCUCCCCCACCCCGAAGAUGACCACUCUUCGGGUACUGCUGCACGUUGCCGCUCAGCGUGACUACGAGCUUCACUCUCUUGACUUCAGCACAGCUUUCUUGCAGGGCAGCCUGCACGAGGAGAUCUGGCUGCGCCGCCCUCCUGGCUUCACUGGGUCGUUUCCUCCUGGUACCCAGUGGAGCCUCCGCCGGCCGGUCUACGGUCUCCGCCAGGCGCCACGUGAGUGGCACGACACACUGAGGACUACACUUGCGGCUCUUGGGUUCGCGCCUUCUACUGCUGACCCGUCGCUGUUUCUGCGCACCGACACUUCGCUGCCGCCGUUCUACAUCCUCGUGUACGACGACGACUUGGUCUUUGCCACUGCUGACACUGGGGCUCUCGCCCGCGUGAAGUCCGAACUGUAG